Sphaeramia orbicularis (orbiculate cardinalfish) is the source of this 4653-nucleotide messenger RNA. It is a transcript of the gene rfx1b, whose product is annotated as regulatory factor X, 1b (influences HLA class II expression). Gene Ontology annotation, biological process: regulation of transcription by RNA polymerase II. NCBI's taxonomy places the organism in Eukaryota, Metazoa, Chordata, Actinopteri, Kurtiformes, Apogonidae. Gene Ontology annotation, molecular function: DNA-binding transcription factor activity, RNA polymerase II-specific; RNA polymerase II cis-regulatory region sequence-specific DNA binding. The record is from RefSeq and is a predicted model, not a curated record. The transcript is spliced from 18 exons. Gene Ontology annotation, cellular component: nucleus. Bases 165 to 2720 code for a protein of 851 amino acids.
CCCCGGUGAAGGCAAGGCGCCAUAGUCACGGUAGUCCUGGCGACAAGAACCAAGCAACGGGAGUCAACAACAACAACCUAAAUCAAAGGAAAAAAAACUUUAACGACAAAAAAGGACAUUCCCGGGAUAUAUAAGAGAGCAAGUGCCUCAAAGCAUUGGUUGCCAUGGCAACUUCUGGAUACUCAGAGGACCUUCAGCCUCAGCAGGCUAACACAGUAACCAUAGCAACACCUGCUGCCACCACACCCUCAUCUGCAAAGAGCACACACUUCCUGUCCGAGAUCCCACCGACCUCUCGAACCAUUGCAUCAGCCAACCAAUCAGCCACUGUCUCAAAAACAGGACAGGAUGCACUUUGUUCGCAAGCUCCACCCACUCAGGCGCAGAGCCAGAAGGCAGUGGUUCUAACCACUCCCACGCAGCACUAUGUAACCCCUGAAAUCCAGCACUCUGCAGUUCAGAAGAGCAAUGGUCAGAGCAGCUCUCCUCAGUACAUCAUAGUGACGGUUACAGAGGGCUCUGUUCACUCCAAUGACAGUCUGUCAGACUCCAGCCCGCCCGCCCCGGGUGUUCCCACUCAGGUGGUCCAGCCAGUGCAGACCACCCCACAGCAGAGGUCAGUGUUGCAAGCGGUGUCACAGGCAGCAAAGAGAAUUCAGACAGGCAACAUUAACAACCUACAGUCUGUGCACAUUAACCAGGAGGUGGAACAUGUGUACUCGGGUCAGGUGCAGUAUGUAGAUGGAGCAGGAGAGGCAACUUUCACCACAUCCAACAUUCGUUCAAGCAGUUAUCCUUUCUCUGAUUCGCCUCUCUACUCCCAAACUGCUCCAACAUCCUCCUCCAACUACUACGAGGCCACGUCUAGCUCUGAGUCAGACAUCACUGGAUCUGUGACCUCGCAGCCAGUUUCUGUGGCAACGGCAGGGGCUAAUAGUGGAGGAGCGGCUGCAGGUGGAGCAGGCUAUGUCAUUCAGGGAAGUUAUGUGGUAGGAGGUGGAGGGGGAGGAGUAGCAGCGGCAGCAACAGCAGCAGGUGGAGGUGGACAGAGUUAUUCCAGCUCUAACUCUCGUGCCCCUCCUGCUACUGUUCAGUGGCUGUGUGAGAACUAUGAAGGGGCUGAAGGGGUGAGUUUGCCCCGCUGCACCCUCUACUACCACUACCUACUGCACUGCCAGGAGCAGAAACUAGAACCUGUCAAUGCUGCAUCCUUCGGCAAACUCAUCAGGUCUGUCUUCAUGGGGCUACGAACUCGAAGAUUAGGCACAAGAGGGAACUCUAAGUACCACUACUAUGGUCUGAGGAUCAAAUCCGGUUCCCCUUUGCUCAGGCUCAUGGAUGAGCAGCAGCACAUGGCAAUGAGGCAACAACCUUUUUCACAGAAAAGCAGGAUAAAGCCAGUUCAGAAGACACAGGGGAUCACCAAUGGGACAUCAGGUGGGACUGGGCAGCAGCAGGCGGCAGCACUCUGUGAUAUUUCUGCUCAGGUGCAACAGUAUCAGCAGUUUCUGGAGGCAUCCCGGCCACUGCCAGACUUUGUAGACAUUGAUCCACAAGAUCAACCUCUGCCAUAUGGGAUCCUUUUAGAACAUGUCAAGGCCUUCCAGACUCUCUACAGAGAACACUGUGAAGCCAUUAUGGAUGUGAUGGUCAACCUUCAGUUCACUCUAGUGGAGACACUGUGGAAAUCAUUCUGGAGGUUCAGCCAGAGCAAUGAUACAGAAUCACUCAAUCUGCACAAUGAGUCAGAGAAGCGUCUGCCCAAAUCAUGCCUGGUGGUUCUCUGCAAGUUUGAGCCAGUGCUUCGCUGGACAAGAGAAUGUGACAACCUCCUGUACCAGACUCUGGUGGAGAUCCUCAUCCCCGAUGUCCUUAGACCCAUCCCCAGUGCCUUAACUCAGGCCAUCCGCAACUUUGCCAAGAGUCUAGAAAACUGGUUGACCGGUGCCCUGAUGAAUAUCCCAGAGGAGAUGGUCCGUAUUAAGGUGGUGUGUGUGGGGUCUUUCUCACAGACACUGCGUCGCUACACCAGCCUGAACCACUUGGCCCAAGCAGCACGUGCCGUCCUCCAGAACUCAGCCCAGAUCAACCAGAUGCUCUCUGACCUCAACCGGGUUGAUUUCACCAAUGUUCAGGAGCAGGCAUCCUGGGUGUGUCAGUGUGAAGACCGUGUAGUCCAACAGCUGGAGCAGGACUUCAAACUGACCCUGCAGCAGCAAAACUCCUUGGAGCAGUGGGCUCACUGGUUGGACAGUGUUGUCUCUCAGGUCCUAAAGCCCUACGAGCACAACCCCAUCACCCUGCCAAAGGCUGCCAAGGUCUUCCUGCUUAACUGGUCGUUUUACAGUUCUAUGGUAAUCAGAGACCUGACUCUGCGCAGUGCUGCCAGCUUUGGCUCCUUUCACCUGAUCCGUCUGCUGUACGAUGAGUACAUGUACUACCUGAUAGAGCACAGGGUCGCCCAGGCUAAAGGAGAGACGCCUAUCGCCGUCAUGGGAGAAUUUGCCAGCACAGUAAAGAGCCGAAUCUCUCCAGACAUUGAGAAAGAAGAGGAGGAGGAUGAUGAGGAAGAGGACAGUGAGGAUGAAAGCGCGGAGAUCGUGCUUCAGUCCAACUCUCUGAAUGCCAUCGAGGAUGAGAAGGAGUCGCUGGAGCCGCCUGCCAAGCAGCCCAGGACAAGCUUAAAUCUGCUAACAGAGGCACACAGCACACCGCCAUAGUCGCACCUUUAAUACUGUAAUUAACACAAACACACACACCACGCACAUUCACCUUAAGCUUUAAUUUUAACAUCAUGUCAUCCCAUUGCGUGUCACCUCGGUAUGCGUGGUGCUUGGUGUAGUUUUUUACAGUAUAUGUGAACAUGGGAGAGCAGCAGAGGGCUACAUCAAGUCCUUUUUGCCAAUUUUAAUUUUGUACUUUGUGCUGCCAUUCUUUUCCUCUAUGCCUUCCAUCUGCCCAUUUAUAAUCCCUCUGUUCCCUGUGCCUUCCCUGUGUCUUUAGCAGCUGUUGAGCUUUCAAGAGCCGCCUCUGUCCAGCCUAUACGAAGUAUAAAUAUAUAUUCUUGAUUCCCUCCUGGCCCGCCUUAACCACUGACCUGAUUGCUGUGGUAAAAUGAAAAGACGUCAUUGUUCUUUAUUUUACUCUUGCUCUACAUUACCUUCAAAGCAAUGACUAUGCAGGGGAGCUGGACUUGAAUUAACAGUAUUGUCUGAAAUACACAUUUAUAAAGUCUCAAGAGUAGCAUCUGUAUGGAUUCUGUUGGCACAUGGAUGUCUAUCAAGUGCUUAUUUGUGUCAUAUUUCCAUAUUUUCCUCUUUUUAAUGUCAGUCUUCUUAAUUUGGGCAACUAAUCAUACCCUGUGCCUUGAGAGAUUUCUAGAUGGAGAAAAAAAAGCUUGUAUUCUAUAUAUUCUGUAUCGUGGAAUAAUAAAUGAAGGUCCUGUGAAUAGUCUUGGUGUUGUGAAGUUAAAUAAUUGUAAAAAAAAAAAUAUAUAUAUAUAUAUCUCAGAUGGUGACAGCCUAACCCAGUCUGCUAUUUUUACAUCCAUCCAUUCUUUCUUUCAUCAAAGUGCCACUAUUCAUCUUGAUUUUACAAACACCAUCCAGAUAAUUGCUUAAGUGCUGCCUUACUGCACAGACUUUCAUAGAUGGAACUUGGAAUAGGCCACAGGGCAAGGACGAAGCUUAUCCCACCCAGCUUUUACAACCCUGUAUCCAUGGCAACCAGUGUACCACGGCCAGCUAUCUAAAGUUUUUGUUGUGUAAAGGCAGAUGUUUAUUUUCUGGGUAUCUAAACAGCAGCUCUGUGUCUACAUAUUGUAGAUAGCCUAGUAUUAUGUACCUUAGUGAACACUGUUAUAUAUCAAGUAUUUGUGUGGUUUAACCAUUAUUGCCUUAAAAAAACAUAUGUUGUGGUUUGUCCACCACCAGAGUACUGAGCUAGAGUAUAUUUUUAUUGUGAUAAUGGACCAAGCAUGUGAACAUGGUGUCUUUAUAGGUGGACUGUACUUCAGGCCUCUGGAGUCUUUCCAAAGAGCACAUGCUCAACCAGCAGCUUCACACAUGGCAUGAGCAGAUAUUGAUUUUAGUGUCUUUGGUGAUUUUAAGUGUUGGGCUAUUCAGAUAUGACGAAAUACAAGUUGUAGUACUGCUGAGGUGUCUUAUAAUGCAAUUUCAAGAUUGUACCAAAUGAGCAAUGAGUUUACAAGAGCCCUACAAGAAAAAACCAUAACAUCCUGUGCACUUUUAAUACCCCUCGGCCAACAUAUAGUGUAAGAUUCUGUUGAAAGUUACUGCCCUAUAAUUUAUAUUAGAUUGUCUUUGUGUAAAACUUAUUACAUACAUAUUUAUAUUUGAAAGUACUCAGAUAUUUUAACUGCAAAAGGCACAAGGCCAUUGGACCUUGAAAAAGUAGGUCAAGGUGAUGUAUUUACAAUAGGCUUCUGCUGUAUGCCAAGAUGCAUCCACAGUAUAAUUUUGGUGCAGAUAUCUCAAUGCAUUCUUCAGAUAAUGCGAUUACGUCAUUGAAUGGACAGACGACAAAACGAUUGCAAUACCCCUUUGGCCAGAAAUGGCCAUGGGGUAAAAACUGGUGUUUGCAUGUAGUCAUUUAGUGAGGGUGGAAAAAAAAAAUCCCUGACUGGACAAAGUG